Molecule: messenger RNA, 751 nt
Organism: Sitophilus oryzae (rice weevil)
Lineage: Eukaryota; Metazoa; Arthropoda; Insecta; Coleoptera; Curculionidae
Product: small integral membrane protein 14
Exons: 5
Coding region: 198-509 (103 amino acids)
Cellular component (GO): endoplasmic reticulum
Source: RefSeq, a predicted model, not a curated record
UAACUUUCCUUGUCCAAAAGUGACAACGCAGCUGAGUUUACAACAGAUUUUGUAAAUAUAAACACAGACAAUUAAAUUCCCAAAUUUGUGCAGAAUGGAAUAGUUUUAAGAAGAAUAUAACUACAAUUACUUAAUCAUUUCCCCUUUUAAGUGCUACCCUUAGAACUUUGGCAAAAUUUAUUUAGCUCCUAUUAAAAAUGGGCGAUGAAGGAACUGGAGAUGGAUUUAAUCCUUGCGAAUGUAUUUGGAACCAUGAAUUUGCAAUGCGAAGAUUAUUAAAUGUGUUGAGGAAUUCCCAAGCUCUCUGUACUGACAAUGAAUGUUUCGAAACAGACUCUACCACUCAAGUAAGCCAAACCACAUCAGAAAGUUUCUAUUUAAUGACAUUUUUAAUCGCUAUCGGUAUAUUUCUCUACUAUUUUCGGCCUAGAAGACAAAUGAAUCAAACACUGAAUAAACCAAGACGACUAGAUCUGGAUGAUUCUAAUCCACCACCGCCAGUCGAUUAGUCUUUGAGAAAUUUUUAAAUUUGCAAAAUUAAAUAUAUUUUAUUCAUUUAUUCUAGUAUCAAAUGGUUUUUGGUCAUUACUGUCACGAAUAAUGCUAAGCUUUUUUGUUUGAUGUAAAUUAUAAUCAUAGAAACUAUUUAUCACAGGCAACUUUAGUCUGUGCUAUUAUGUAUUAACAUUCCUUUCUGCACAAGAAUUAAUAUAUAUGCACAAAAGAGAUUAAUUAUAUUUAAACCAAUCUA